Messenger RNA from Leptomonas pyrrhocoris, 1260 nucleotides. Its product is annotated as Zot family protein. Lineage: Eukaryota; Euglenozoa; Kinetoplastea; Trypanosomatida; Trypanosomatidae. The transcript has a single exon. Bases 1 to 1260 code for a protein of 419 amino acids. The record is from RefSeq and is a predicted model, not a curated record.
AUGCAACCACUUGAGGAAAUCGAGAAACGUCUGGACAUCACCUUCCCUUCUACGGCUCGGUUGAUUCGGAUUUUCAGUCGAGACAAGAACGGCAUUGACCUAUGGCAACACUUUUUCUCUUGGUGUCCACUGGGCGCACUGAUUGUGAUUGAUGAGUGCCAGGAUAUCUUUUCCAAGAACAUCGGCUUUCGUAUGGAAAAGGUGUCCGGUCGCCCUCUUUCGGAUUUUCUGCCGAACCUGCCCAAAGACUAUGAAGCGUUCUUUCACUCUCGAUACUUGCCCGUUGAUAUGAGUCAACUCGAUGCAUCGGAAGUGGACGACCGAGGGCAAGCAGAAUACGACGCACAAGGCCGGAUUAUCUAUCCGUUUUCGUUCAAUGAGGGAUUCAUGCGUCACCGGAAAUACAACUGGGAUAUUGAGCUGCUAUCGCCUGAUUGGGGUCAGAUUGAUACGGCAAUUCGCGCCUGUGCUGAACAAUGCUUUUUCCACAAAGGUAAUGACGGCAUGUUCUGGGCGCGUCGUAAGCCGUACAUAUACAAACACCCUAAAAAUACGGCAACGCCUGUUAUCCCAAAAGGAAAAGAUCCAAACGUUCUGAGCGUAAAAAUACCGCUUGAGGCGUUCUUGCUUUACAAGUCCACGGCGACAGGUACAGCGAAACAAUCCGGUGCGGUGAAUGUGUUGUAUAAGAACCCGAAGUUCUUAGCGACGUUUGUUAUUGGUAUAGGGUGCAUGGGGUAUUUUGUUUAUGGUUUAUCCGGUCUGGUUUUUGGUGCUUCUGAGAAGGAUGCGCAAUCGUCCUCGUCGGUCAAUGAGUCUCAAGUUUCUGACUCGUCCACUGGGGUGGCUAAAGGCGGCGCUCAAAGUGGUGGCAAUGUAUCUAAUGGUGGGAAUAGCGGUGCGUCUAACGCUCGUGCCGGUGAUUCAAUUUCUCUUGCAUCAAACAGGCUUGAACUGAUGCGCAAAAUGCUUGGAUUGUAUGAGAUUCAGAACCUCUAUUACACUGGCCAUGUGACGCAACGUAGCGGUAAAGAAUUUCGAUUUAUGGUGACGUUGGAGGCCAACACGCCCGAAGGAACGUACAGGUUUGAUGAUGCGUUUCUAAGGGCAAACAAUAUCAGCUAUGUCCACUUCGAUGAUUGCUUGUUGCAGCUGACUAAGGAGGCCGUCCAGUUGAAUGUCUUUUGCAAACCUAAAGAGAAAGACAUACCACAAAACACCACCGAACAAGCAGACAUCAAACUCGGGUCUGUUUUCUAA